Cucumis melo (muskmelon) is the source of this 3048-nucleotide messenger RNA. RefSeq lists its product as uncharacterized. The transcript is spliced from 8 exons. NCBI's taxonomy places the organism in Eukaryota, Viridiplantae, Streptophyta, Magnoliopsida, Cucurbitales, Cucurbitaceae. Gene Ontology annotation, biological process: mRNA splicing, via spliceosome. Gene Ontology annotation, molecular function: protein binding; RNA binding. The coding region runs from base 371 to 2914 and encodes 847 amino acids. Gene Ontology annotation, cellular component: catalytic step 2 spliceosome. The record is from RefSeq and is a predicted model, not a curated record.
CUUGAAAGUGCGCCUGAUCUGCUGACCCUCGUUCCCUCCCAUUCUUCCUUUUUAUCUCGUUCGUCCCUCCUGCUUCUCGCAUUUCUCUUCCGGCCACCGCACGCUGCCCCUCCGAUUCACCUUCCUUCGACGCUGCCCUCCUCAAUAUCACUUUACUGGAGAAGUCUCGCGGUGAUUCUGCGCGGUUUGCUACCUCAACGCCGCGUUAAACCACCGUUUCGACGCUGCUAAUUUAUGCGAGUUUUAGGGGCGAUCUUGUUAAGAUAACUCCAUUAGUUCAUUGUUAAAAUUGCUUUUGAAAUUUUAGGUUGGUGGUGAAAAGAAAUUUGUGCUUACAAGCCAUUUAGAUUUUCCUACGGAGUGUCGUCAGAUGGAUAGGAAGUAUAGCCGAGAGUCGUCAGAUGAGGAUGAAGCGAAAGGGAACAGGAGAGCAAGCAGAGACAAUGACAGGCAAGAUAGAGACAGAAGACAUCAGGACAAAAAUUUGCACAGAGAAGUAGAGAGAGGAGACAAGAAAAAAUCAUAUGAAAGUUUUGAUGAAGGUGAACAGAGAACUGAGAGAAACAAAAGUAGACAUGAUAGAGACAGAAGACAUCAUGAUGAAAAACGCCAUAGUAGAGGACACGAGAGAGAAAAUCGAAAGGAAUCAUAUCAAAGUUCUGAUGAAGAUGAGAGGAAGAAUAGGAGGCAUGACCGUAGACAGCGUGAAACUGAGAAUGAAAAUAAAAAUAUGGAUCGCCGCUUGGAUAAUGAUUCAAAAGAUGAGCGUGACAAGGAGUUGCUUAAUCGAAAGGAAUCAUAUCAAAGUUCUGAUGAAGAUGAGAGGAAGAAUAGGAGGCAUGACCGUAGACAGCGUGAAAUUGAGAAUGAAAAUAAAAAUAUGGAUCGCCGCUUGGAUCAUGAUUCAAAAGAUGAGCGUGACAAGGAGUUGCUUAGAAAAUCAGAUCAUCGGAGGAAUCGGGCUGACAAUGAUAGGGAGAGAAGACAUUCAAAACAUGAUUACAAGCAUAACAAUUCUCAAGAUCAACGAGAUAAGGAGACAAGUGGAAGGAGAGAGGAUAGAAGAAACAUUGGGGAGAAAGAAAAGGUGGGUACAGGGACUAUUGACCAUCGACAGCCUCACAGACAGGAAAAACAGACUGAAAACAAUUUGAAUCCUGAUUCUUCAAAUUUGGGAAAGAGUGGGGGUGUUUACAUCCCACCAUUUAAGUUGGCUAGAAUGAUGAAGGAGGUCCAAGAUAAGAGCAGCAUUGAGUAUCAACGUUUGACAUGGGAUGCACUCCGAAAAAGUAUUAAUGGGCUUGUGAACAAGGUGAAUGCUACUAAUAUAAAGAAUAUCAUUCCAGAGUUAUUUGCAGAGAACUUGAUCAGGGGCAGGGGUCUAUUUUGCCGUUCAUGUAUGAAGUCACAAAUGGCAUCUCCAGGGUUUACCGAUGUAUUUGCUGCACUUGUUGCUGUUGUCAAUACUAAGUUUCCAGAAGUGGGUGAUCUUCUAUUGAGAAGAAUUGUUUUGCAGCUCAAAAGAGCAUAUAAACGGAAUGACAAGCCUCAACUACUUGCUGCUGUCAAAUUUAUAGCACAUUUGGUUAAUCAGCAAGUGGCUCAUGAAAUAAUUGCAUUAGAAUUACUCACUGUGUUGCUGGAGAAUCCUACAGAUGACAGCGUGGAGGUGGCCGUCGGUUUUGUAACUGAAUGUGGAUCAAUACUCAAGGAUCUUUCUCCUAAGGGGCUUCAUGGAAUAUUUGAGCGUUUUCGUGGAAUUCUUCAUGAAGGAGAAAUAGACAAAAGGGUUCAGUUUCUGAUUGAAGGCCUAUUUGCCAUAAGGAAAGCAAAGUUUGAGGGCUAUCCAGCUGUUCGUCCAGAACUCGACCUUGUAGAGCAAGAAGAUCAGUUAACUCAUGAAAUCUCUUUGCAAGAAGAGAUAGAUCCCGAGAUUACUCUUGAUAUCUUCAAGUCUGAUCCAAAUUUCCUCGAAAACGAGAAGCGUUAUGAGGAUUUAAAGAAAAAUAUACUUGGUGAGGAAUCUGAGGAUGAAGAAGACAGAUCUGAUGCUGGAUCAGAUGAUGAGGAAGAUGAGGAUGAAGAAGAUGAAUCGGAAGAAGAAGAUGAAGAGCAGAUGCAAAUAAAUGACGAAACGGAAACCAACCUUGUGAACCUAAGGAGGACAAUUUAUCUGACAAUUAUGUCCAGUGUAGAUUUUGAAGAGGCAGGGCAUAAGCUUCUAAAAAUUAAACUCGAGCCUGGUCAAGAAAUUGAGUUAUGCGUCAUGUUAUUGGAAUGUUGCAGUCAGGAGAGAACUUACCUUCGCUAUUAUGGUCUGUUGGGGCAAAGAUUUUGCAAGAUCAACAAAGUGUAUCAGGAGAAUUUUGAGAAAUGCUUUGUCCAGCAAUAUUCGAUGAUUCAUAGGCUUGAAACCAACAAGUUAAGAAAUGUGGCUAAAUUUUUCGCCCACUUACUUGGCACUGAUGCACUCCCAUGGCAUGUUUUGUCAUACAUCCGCCUGACUGAAGAAGACACCACGUCUUCAUCAAGGAUUUUUAUUAAGAUCCUCUUCCAGGAAUUGUCAGAACAUUUGGGAAUUCGACUGUUAAAUGAACGUCUCACCGACCCGACAAUGCAAGAUUCGUUUGAAUCCAUAUUCCCAAGGGAUAACCCAAAGAACACAAGAUUUUCCAUCAACUUCUUCACUUCUAUUGGGCUUGGUGGUCUAACCGAGAAUUUGCGAGAAUAUUUAAAGAAUAUGCCACGGCUAAUCAUGCAACAGCAAAAACCGGUGUCAGAUUCCGAUGAGGAAUCUCAAAGCUCAGAUUCUUCGGAUUCAGAUUCAAGUUCUUCAGAGUCAGAAUCAGAUUCAGAAGACAGCGAAAGCAAAGAUAGAAGACGCGAAAAAAAGAGAAGAAAAACUCGAAGGUGAUAUUGAUAUGUUUGUAUAUUUUCUCUUAUUCACUCCAAGAUGAUUUAUCUUCCUGCUUCCUCCUAGGUGUUGUGUUGUGUAAUAACUUAACCUUUUUGAUUGUUUAUAUGGAAAUUUUGGCCCUCUAACGAUUA